AACGUUAAGCCGCCACUGCAUAAUUGUGUAUCCUAUAUAUAUACACACAAUGACCAGAGAGCAAGACCACAAUGCAAUAACAAGAUACUAGUAAGAAACGUUCUUCCCAUGAAUGCUGGUAUUGCAGAAACUACUUACGCCAAUAAAUCAAUCCUUCAGAAAGCAAGAGCACAACUGUCCACGAUGGAAGCAAAAAAUGUUCUUCACAUGAAUGCUGGAAUUGGAGAAACUAGCUACGCCAAUAAUUCAAUCCUUCAGAAAACAAUAAUACAAAAGGCGUGGCCAGUAUUAGAAGACACCCUCAAUGACAUGUAUAAUCAAAACUUCCCAAAGUGUUUUCAAAUAGCAGACUUGGGUUGCUCGUCAGGUCCAAAUACCCUUUUGGUCAUCUCCCAAAGCAUCAACACAAUUCAAGGUUUGUGCCAACGAAAUGAUUGCAAAACACCGGAAUUCCAAGUGUAUCUAAAUGAUCUUCCAGACAACGACUUCAACACCAUUUUCAAAUCACUACCGAAAUUCUACGAGGAGAAGCUCAAGAAACGGAAGGGAGAAGAGUUGAGUCCUUGUUUUGUAUCGGGAACGCCGGGCUCUUUCUAUGGCAGGCUUUUCCCGAGCAGAAGCUUACACUUCAUUCAUUCCUCUAGCAGUGUUCAUUGGCUCUCUAAGGUUCCUGAAAGGCUGGACAAUAACAAGGGCAACAUAUACUUGGCGAAUACAAGUCCUUCCCAUGUGGUUGAAGCAUACCUGAAUCAAUUUCAAAGCGAUUUCUCAACAUUUCUAAGCUUACGCGCAGAGGAAAUAGUACCCGGAGGGCGUAUGGUUCUAACAUUCCGUUGUAGAAGCAUUGCAGAUCCUACGAGCAAAGAUUGUCGCUGUCUCUGGGAGCUCUUAGCAGAAUCACUUCUUGACAUGGUGGCUGAGGGGCUCAUCGAUGAAGCUAAAGUUGAUUCAUUCAAUUUGCCCUUUCAUGCACCCUACAAGGAUGAGGUGAAGGCUAUAAUUCACAAGGAAGGAUCCUUUACUCUGGACAAGCUAGAAGUUUUUGAAGUGGAUUGGGACGCCAGUGACAAAGAUGAUGACAAACAUUUUGUUUUCGACAAAUAUAGGAGUGGGAAACUUGUGGCGAGUUGCAUAAGAGCUGCUAUGGAGCCUAUCUUGGCUAGUCAUUUUGGUGAUACUGUGAUUGACAAACUCUUUGCAAGAUUUGCACAUCAUGUGGCUGAGAAUCAGUCCGUGGAUAAACUGAAGUGCUUCAACAUAGUUGUUUCGUUAACAAAGAAGUGACCAUUCACAAAGGGCAAAUAAAUGGUGUUGCAAUUUAGGAUUUAGAAAUAUGCUAUGUUAAUUAACAUGUAUGAUAUAUAUAUAUAUGUGUGUGUGUGUGUGUGUGUGUGUGUGUGUGUGUGUGUGUGUGAUGUUUUUCUGGCACAAUAACAACAGGCAUAUGCUCUGCCCCUCUAGGAUCUAAGAAUAUGUAUCAGUAUUUUAACAUUGUGCGUGUGGUACUUUGAAAUAAAAAAUUUAUUUUAGCAGUA
Messenger RNA from Cornus florida, 1535 nucleotides. Its product is annotated as benzoate carboxyl methyltransferase-like. The record is from RefSeq and is a predicted model, not a curated record. Bases 109 to 1284 code for a protein of 391 amino acids. Gene Ontology annotation, biological process: methylation. Gene Ontology annotation, molecular function: S-adenosylmethionine-dependent methyltransferase activity. The transcript is spliced from 5 exons. NCBI's taxonomy places the organism in Eukaryota, Viridiplantae, Streptophyta, Magnoliopsida, Cornales, Cornaceae.